AGUGCCAACUAUACUGAACAAACAGUCCAAUACUUGAUGCCGUAUAAGAAUGAUAGUAAAAGUUGGGUGUGUGUAUAUUAAACAAUAAACAAAACUUAUGUGUUUUUGGAAUAUUAUAGAGAAUCCAUAAUAUGAAUGAUUUCGUCAAACGAUAAUAACUCUGGACCUGCAGGCGGCUGUUUGCAUUCGAAAUGGACUCGAGUAGCAGUAAUCGCGGUUCGACAGGCGCCUUAUCUAGUACGGGUGGUAGUACCUCAGCAGGAAUGCAUCAUUCGUUAUCUACACCGGCGGGAGUAGAUUGUGGAGGAAAUCGAACGCCUCCAACGACGCCUAAAAAAGGCGGCAAGAUGUUGGCUAUUCGAGUACAAAUGUUGGAUGACACGAUCACGAUUUUCCAAGUUCAGGCGAAAGCUGUUGGACGGGUAUUAUUUGAACAAGUUUGUAAGCAACUGCACCUUUUAGAAGCUGAUUAUUUCGGUUUGGAAUAUACUGAUAACCAUGGUACCAGGUAUUGGUUGGAUUUGCAAAAACCCAUAUCUCGUCAACUUGGUCUUUCAUUGGUCGAUCCACUUCUAUAUUUCUGCGUAAAAUUUUAUACUCCCGAUCCAGCUCAGUUAGAAGAAGAAUACACUCGAUAUUUAUUCUGUCUUCAAGUCAAAAGAGACCUCUCUCAGGGAACAAUGCAAUGUAACGAAAAUACAGCUGCUCUUAUGGCGAGUUACAUAGUCCAAGCUGAAUGUGGUGAUUUUGUUGCUGAAGAUUAUCCUGAUCAUACAUAUUUGUCGAGCUACAAGUUCGUACCGCAACAAGAUCAUGAAAUGGAAAGAAAAAUUAUGGAGAAUCAUAAAAAACACGCUGGACAAUCGCCAGCUGAAGCGGAUUUAAAUCUUCUCGAAACGGCACGGAGGUGCGAAUAUUACGGUAUGAAACUACAUCCAGCUAAAGAUCACGAAAACACACUUUUACACCUAUCCGUUGCUCAUAUGGGUAUAGUAGUGUUUCAAAAUAAUACUAAAAUCAAUACGUUUUCAUGGGCGAAAAUAAGAAAAAUAUCCUUCAAGAGGAAAAGAUUUCUCAUUAAGUUACAUCCUGAAGGAUACGUAAGUAAAAAUAUGGGUUAUUAUAGAGAUAUGGUUGACUUUUUCUUCGAAGGCAGAAACGAAUGUAAAAAUUUUUGGAAAAAGUGUGUAGAAAACCAUGGAUUCUUUCGAUGUGCUUCCGUUAAACAUGUAUCGAGGCAUAAAACUAGAGUCUUGUCGAGAGGAAGUUCAUUUAGGUAUAGUGGUAAAACACAAAAACAAAUAAUAGAAUUUGUUAGAGAUAAUUAUGUGAAACGUCAAACAUUCCAAAGGUCGCAAUCGUUCCGUCAUUCUAGCGCACAUUCGAGCGCCAGCAACAUGCAUUCGCAUUCGACAACUGUCGGGAACAGCAUUUCCGCGCAUCCUCUGUUACCUCUCGCUGACAGCAAUUUAAGCGUGGAAGUGUCCAAACUCUCGGCGUCGCUGGGUUCGAUGGGGGCGGCGCAUGCGGGGGUACUACAACCGGUUUCUCCGACGACGAUAUCAGCCUCUCACCACCUCGGCACAGUUAUGUCCUGGAGCUCGGUCCCCGACACCAGGCCUUCCAUUCUGGGACCCUCUCAGACGACGAGCUCUCCCGAGGAGUCUGCGACCACGAGCCCGCUUCAUUCGAGACCCACUAUUACCAGCUCGCCACUCGCCGUCCGCGCAGCUGUUCACAGAGCCGACACAGGUACCAUUCGCAUCCAAACUACUACCCCGACGCCCUCUAGUCAUAAUUUCGCUAACAAUUAUCCUUCUCAGACGCAGUCGCAAAAUGAUCUAGGUCACGAGAUCAUCGAUACAAUUCCCGAUUAUGAUUAUAAAACUGUUAGUGAACAUCCGAAACGGCAAAUUUGGCAUCGUAGCGCUAGUUGUAAAGAUCUUUACGAUUUUAGCUUCGAAGAGACAGGUCAAGCUAAACGUAGAGCUCAGCCCCCGAAACCUCUCGAAAAAGCAGUUAUAAGCUUCGAAGAGCGUAAGUUAGAGUCCCCGGUAACGCGAUAUGAUGAUAGGCCCGUUUAUAGCGCUAGUUCCCGCGAUAGUAGCUUAGAAAUACACCAAGACAUUAUGGUGCCUGACGAAAAAGUUUAUUCUAGUAGUUAUCCAGGCACUACCUCGUAUUCCCAAGAAUCCGUCGAAGAUCCCGGUAAUUACGAUCUUCGAGAUUCACAAGACGACCUCUCCCACGACAGCUACGAACUUAUAGAAAAAUCCGACGACGAUUACAGUACUUCGGGCGAAUAUAACAAGUACCGAAAACGUAAACCUUUCAACACUAGAAGCUGUAGUUUAGAUUCUAAUAAUUAUUUACCUUCGGACAGCGAAUCUGAACAAGAUAAAAGACAAAAAUGUAAAAGUAGCAACGACGUACAUCAAAAUUUAUUCACGAUCGAAGAUCCAAGAGAUUUUCCACGGGAAAUAUUUCCUAGAAAAUCCGACGGUAGCUACUAUAAACAAUUCAAACAAAUAUCUAGAAAUUCCAGCCUCGAAUCCAAAACUUCGAAAUCUAGUAGAGAAAGUCUCAAAAAAUCCAACAGAGAACGAGGUUUCGGUUACCGAACGUCCAGCCAGGAAUCUAGAUCCGAUCACGAAACGAAAAAACCCGAACGUAGAAAUAGGAGUAUCGAAAAAAUGGAUACGCGAAACGGUUUCGUGGAUUCUAGAACAUCGAGCGUCGAAUCGAAGAGCGAAUAUUUCGACGCCCCUUCCAGAUUCAUGGAUAACGUUACCUAUCAACAUCCGUACGAUAGGAAAAUUAGUUUCGAACGUAAUUACGGUAUACAAAAAGUACCGAAUCACGACAACACCGAAAUAAAUCGUAACUUUGGUCACGUGCAUUCUAUAAGCCUACAAAAUGUCGAAACCGAACAAAAUAUUAAAAUAAAUCGUCUUCUAUCGAAUUUGGAACAAAACACCGUACCGAGAACGCAAAAAACAUACAAAUCCCAUACCGUAGACCACGAAAGACACAAAUCCGAACCUAUUUGGCCCGAUGACGUACAUCCCGUUUGGUUCGCGCAUCAAGAAAGCGUCCAGAGAUCCACGGAAUCCGAAAGUAACAUAUUCAGUUUCGACGAAGAUAAAAUCCAAUCGUUACAAGAUAGUUUAGAUUCGGAUCAUGCGUUCAGUGUAGUACCUAACAUCGAUAUGAUUAAAAACAAUGACGAACGUAAAUCUUUUAGGGAAAUAUUUAUGGAAAUAGAACCUAGAAUAUCGCACGAUUUACCACUACACCAACCUAUCGAACGCACUAAAUCCGAUCCGAACUCUUUAGCCCGUCAAAGAUUGAACUCCAGUAAUAGAAGGAUGCUACUGAUGCAUCAAAAAUCUAUAGAUUUAACUCCAGCAGAAUCCAGCGACGAAGAUUAUUUAUAUAAACAAAUUCCCAGCGCGCCACCUAUUAUGAAAUACAGAGAUACCCACUUCGAAAUGCCCACCGCCGAAUUCGGACAUUUCGAUAUCAUCAAAAGAGAAGGAGAAGGUUUAAAAACCAAAUUCGAAGUACCAAAAAGUCAAUUCGAAAUUUUAGGCGCUAAAACCCAAUCGGAUUUAACAAACUUACCUCCUAAAGAUGAAGAACUCACUUAUAUUUUACAUAAACGACACGUUAUGAACGGCGUAAAUAAAAAAGACGAACCAAAAACCGAACUACAACCGAAUAAAACACAAAAAGAAGUAAAAGAAACAUCAAAAAUCGACGAAUCAAAAAAAUUAAACGGUAAACAAGAACCUGAACCGUCGGAAUCCCAAUUUUUAUUUACACAAAAUAUCGAUUUAUCUAAAAUAGAUCCUGUAACAUUGGAAAUUGACAAGACUCAAUUACCCGUUCAACAUAUUUCGAGCCCUAAAAGAGACAUAACUCAUAUUGACCCCGUACUUUUAGAAGCUUUGAAUUCGAAAUUGAGUCAAAUAGAGAGCGAUUCUCCUACUAGUUCUAAAACCGAAAGCGUCCUCCCGCAAAAAACUAUCAUUCAAAUCGAUAAAUCUACAAAGAAAGAAUCGAAAAUCAAUGAAGAAACACUCCCCGUUAUGAAAUUAGAACCGAAAAAAGAUGCGGAAAAAACUAAAACUAAAUUAAAAACCGAUAUAAAACCUAAAAGGAUAAUCAAACCUAGAAUGCAACCGGGAAAAAAAGGAAAAGCGAAUAAAACUAAAGUUAGAAUAACAUCUUUUAGCUCUGACGACGAAUCUUUAGAUUCUGACGACGUUUUCGGAAGCGCCGAAGCCACUCCGACCAGAGUCGAAUUUUCCCCACCGCAAAUGAGAAAAGAAAUGGAAUCCAUACUUAAAUUCGAAUCCGAAAGAAAAUACUUGCAAUAUACAAUGUCGUCUACAGAAGUCGAAGGUUCGCCUCCUACAUCUCGAAAGAAAAAAGAUAAGAAAACGGAAAACGGUUUAGAAGCCGUACCUACUGAACUCAGGAGAAUAUCGGAAAGAUCGUUUUCUAUCCCCAGUUCCGAAGACGAUUUCGAUGUAAAAACAACCGAUCUACAACCAGUUUUUACCGAUCCCCUUCCGGAACCUCUCGUUACCGUAGAAGAACAGGACAUUGACGAAACGAUAAAAGAAGACUAUUCGACCGAUAAGGAAUUGAUUACGAUAAACGAUGAAAUAAAACGAGAAGAAGAAAAGAAAUUAUUACAAGCCGAAAUAGAAAACGAUUUGAAGAAUCUACAAGUGCCUUCGAAAACUAGAAUAACCGAAAUACCAUCGCCUAGUUUAAGAAAACAGGGACAGAGUCCAGUACUUUUCGCACACGCUCGUCUAAAUUUAUCCGAAGGCUCCGCUUUCUCUUUAUUACAAAAACAACAAGCUCUAGAAUCACCUAUAGCCGGAAGAAGAGCUAAAAGUUUAGACGCCCCGGUAAUAGCUGUUAGUAGAUUACCGCCACUUAACGCUUUUUCUAGUAAAGACGAUACCGUAGCCGAAGAAGAUCAACAAUUAACCGAUAAAGAUAGCGGAUUAGAAAAUUAUUUAAUCAGCGAUAAAUCCACUGAAGAAAGAUCCGAUACAGAUGAUGGUAAAACAAAAAAAUCUUCAGAAGACGAAGCACCUAAUAAACCUUUACCGGAAUUACCUCGAAUUUCUAAACCCUUACCAAAAUUACCAGACGUGAAAAAAGAGGAAUCUAAAAUUAGUAUUAAAGAAAAAGAACGCGAUCAAAUAGUACCAGAUGUAAAUCAAGUUAAAGCAAAGAAAUCUUCUAAAACGACUUUACAAGCUAAACAACCUCAAAAAGUAAUAAGAGCGAAACCGCCUACAAAAACAACAAGUAAAGAUAAAGUUGUUCCGAAACCGUCGAGCGUUAAAACCAAAACGACCAUCAAACCGGGCAGUCCUAAAACUAUUAGACCUGUUCAAAAAGCUUCUUCUAUCGAAGGAGCAACUAAAACUGAAAAAGUCGAACAAAAAUCUUUAUCCGCUCAAAAUUCCCUAACAUUACCCGAAGUAAAGCGAACGAAAAGUCAAGAACUGGAAGUUACAAAGAAAACGGCACCAAAAGAAAAAGCUCGAUCAUUAGAAAAAUUAGAAUUAAAAAGAAUCGGUAGUAAAGAAAGAACAAAGUCCCAAGAAGAAGCCGAACCCGAUAUCGCUAAGAGGAUAGAAAAACAACAAUUAUUAUACGAAAUAGCCAUACAACAAACAAAAACAUUAAAGAGCCCGGUUAAAGACGUCCUACCAGUAUUUCCUCAAGUCGAAGAAAUGGUAAGAGAACGAGGGGGUAAAUUGGAAAUAAGUAUAAAUACAAUAGAACCAAGCGUGAGUCUAGAAGAAGCGAUAAUAAUCACGAAAUCUCCGAAAAAAUUGGACAAAAAAAUGGGCGAAAAACUAACCAAAAGCCUAGAUCUCAAUAUAAGCGAAGUCGAAACUAAAACUUUAACUCGCUUAGGUAAAAGUCUAGAUCUAGAAACUAGUCAUCAAAACUCACAACAAUCCACCACCAACGAAUUCGAUUUUAAACCGGAAACAAUAAAAAGUAUUCAAGAUAAAGAUUUGGAGGAAAAUUCACCGGAAAUAGGAGGAACGAAAGAAACAGUAACAGCAGACGUGCACGUCUCUAGCGACGAAGACAAAAUUAUAUUGAAAGGUACCACUUUGGACGUAUGGUUAUCAGUGGAAGAUCAAAACAAAAAAUUACAAGACAUAGAAAUAAUUCGAGAAUCCGACGAUUUUUUUGAGGAGCGCACCUACCCUAAACCUCCAGAUUUGAGUAAGAGUUCAUCGGAUUCUCAAAGUAUGGAAAAAAUGAGUCUAGGAGAAUCGUUAGAUAUAAAAUAUAUAGACGAAUCUACCGGAGAUUCUUCCUAUAAAUCGGAAAAAGAUGCGAAAUUGAUAGCUGAUAUGCAAAAAGCAUCGAACACCGUCAGCAAAUUUCUAAAAAAGAAAUUGGAAAAGAAACGAGAAAAACAAACAGAAAAUUUCGCAAGAAUUACUAGCGAAGAAGAAUCGCUAACCGAAGUGAGCGAAUUGAAAGGUGAAACCGAUAAAAACUUACUCGCAUUAUCCGAAAAUAAAAAAGAUUCUCUAUAUAACGUAUUGAGCAUAGAAAGGAGUAAAUCCGAAGAUACCGGAUCGUGGAUAACGGUGGAAUGCGAAGAAUACGCCGGAACCGAAGAAUCCUUAGAUUACGAUAACAUAAGUUUAGAAUCCCCGGAUAAGAAUUUAAAUAUCGAAACGGAAUUCAAAAAACCUGAUAGUAUCAACUUAUUAACAGCCGUAACGAAAACUAAAUUAGAUCUAUUAAAAAGAAGCUCGGAUCAAUCCAAAUCUAGCGAUACUGGAUCGUGGACGAGCGGAGAAAAAGAUAUUUCUCCGAAGGAAGUAAAAGAAACCGACGAUUCCAGUACGAGUUGUGCAAUCGGAAGAGCUAUAGGUUUUAGUCAACAUAUAGAAACGUUUACAACGAAAGAUUUAUUAGAUAAAGGAUCUCCGUCGGAAUCUGAAGCACCUAGGAGUCCGAGAAGUCCUAGAAUAUGUGUAUUAGGUAGAGCGUUUACAAUAGACGAAGGAUCCUCAUCUCUUAAAUUAGACGAUUCUAGUUCUGACGAAGCCAACGAUAUACCUAAAGAUCUUACACCGAUACAAGAAAAUAUAAAAGAAGAAGAAAUUCCUACUACUCAUAAAAAAUAUAAUUUCGAAGAAAAAUGGUCAAAUGAUUCGGAGCUAACUCAAAGAUUACAGAUGAAGUUGACCAAAAAAUUAUCUUCUGCGGAUAAAUCUUCCGUAGAUGAUUCAACUUCGGAUAAAAGAAAAAAUGGAAACAAUCUCGAUAAACCUCUAUAUCUAACGGAACGAUUAUCCACCGAAUCUAGAAAUUCUUUAGAUACCGAAUCUAGUUCGGGAAGUGUAGGAGCAGCUUGUCGAGGUACUAAAUCGAACGAUAUCCCUAAAGGAUUGAGUUCAACUUGGAAAGCCUUCCCGUUAGAAAGCUCAGGAUCUGAAAGUUUCGAAGACAAUCUAUUACCACCCGAUCAAGAUUUAGAAAAAGAAUAUUUUAUAUGUAAAGACGCCAUCGGGGGUGAUUACUCGACAAUGUCUGAUAUCUAUUAUAAAGACAACGACGUUACUCCAACCAAAGACGAUACGGAGCUCCCAGAAGAUCUGGCAAACUUUUCGACUAAUUUCGCUUAUCCUUUAUCAACCAUGACCGGUUUAGGAUUAUCAAGCACCGACAUAUUCCAAAAUUAUACCGGCGGGGCUUAUAUAUCGAGAACUUUAUCUAGGAUAUCCGAAAGAAGUACCAAUUCGGAAAAAUCUAGUAUAGAUGAUGAUUCCACUAAAGCUAGCACACAAAGCGAUAGUCUAAACGACGAAUCUCUAGCUUCUAGUAAUCCACAAGUUAGUAUCAGUUCCGAAUCGCCUAGUAAUGCGAGAGUAUCGGAAAACGAGAAGAAAACUCCAACCAAUCACGUCAUCGAAUCUAAAGAAGAAGACGAUAAACUGAGCGAUUUAAGUAAACCUAGUGAUAAACAACAAGAACCUUUACCGCAUCUAGCUAGUUUACUCCAAAGACAAAUAUCUGAUGAUAGAAGAACUUCUGCCGAAAUGGCCGAACUAUCGAUGGACGAUAUCGAGGUUAUAACAUCAGAAAGAGGAUUAAGAUUGAAAAGACAAGGUUCCGACGAUACUAUAAUAGACGAAGAAUGCUUCGAGCCCGAAUCAAAAGAUAUCAGAGAUAUAAGAUCCAGUAGCCAGGAGAGCGAAGAUUGGCCCUUGCCUGAGAUACCGCAACAAGGUCAAAAACUCCUAGCUAUGCACGAAUUCCCUAGUAGCGAUACUUCUCAACAAACUACACAAGUUUUUAAGCCUCCCGUUAAGAGUAUUCCACGAACUUUCGGCUUAAAGGGUUCGUUGCGAAGUCAAGAUUCCGAACAAUGGCCAAGUCCGCCUUCUAGCGUAAUCGAACAGCCUAUAAUAGGAAAAGUGGAAACUUUCUAUAUAACACCACCUCAGGAAGCUUCUAAAGUCGUGGUAGAUUCUAGUACGGUUAGUAUUUAUGACAACGAUUCGAAUUCCGAUAACGAAAACAGAACUAUCGAUCCGGAUACCGAAAAAACUCACACAUACGAAAAUGUAGCUUGCGAGAAUAUCAGUAAUAUUAGCGAGAGUCUGUCGGAUAGUUUGAGCGUAGGACCAAGCGGUAUUAAAAUAGUAUUGGAAAAGAAAUCUCAAGGUUCCAAUUCCGAUGAAGAUUUGAAUAUAUCUAAUCUCAACGAUGACGUAUUCGUAGACGCUCUAGAUAGUAGUAAACACGAAUUGAGACCUCCUACGGCUAUGAGAAGAAGUACUGCUUCCGAUGAUUCUUCUCAUUCGCAUAAAAGCGAUAAAAAGAGUUCGAAAAGUUCUUAUUCGGAAGAGGAUUGUACUAGUUCCAUGGCUACUAAUCUAGAAGAUGGUACGGUGAGGUUUGCACUUAAACCUACUAAAUGUACUCAUAGUUCCCAUUCCGAAGAUACGUCUAUAGCGUUGAGUCUUUCCGAAUGGUCGAACAGUACUAAUACCGUUAAAUUUCAAAAUUUAUCUAGUACGAGUGGUACUACUAAAAGCAGUUCCGGUUUAAAAAGCGACGAAAACUCCUUAACGGAUAUAGCUCAUUCUAUAUCGGAUUGGUCUACUAGUAACACGAGUAGUACUUUGAAAGCUCAACAUAGUCCUGGUCUACAAUUUCAAAAAUUAUCUUCGACAUCUACUGGUGAUAGUACUUUAACGGAUAGAAUGUCAAAUAUUAGCGAAUGGUCCACAUCGGAAACUAAACCUUUCUUUCCUACUAUAACAGAACAUAAUAGACUAGGAUCUAGUAUAGAUAUUGAAGAAUUUGCAUUAGGUGUCGAUCAAAAAGGAGUACCUAGUCCUAAAAAUAUCCCGAGCGAAGAUUUCGCUCUAUUAUCGACGAGUUUAUCCAAUAAAAUCGACGUAAAAUGUUAUUCGAAAUCGACUGAAAGACCGAUAGUCAUACCACCGCAAAACUUAUCCGAUACUGAUAAAUCUAGUAGUUCCGUCGAACAACGAACAGUACACAUACAACGUUACGAUAAAGAUAAACAAAAGUAUUUACAAAAACAUGUACCCACAAAAAGUACAGAACGACCCGUUAAAGUUCCCAUAAAGUUAUCGAAAUGCUCACCAUAUUAUUCCAGUAGUUUGAGUUCCGAAUCUACACCACUGGCGAGUACUUCCCCGGUACCUCCUUAUAAAACAGCUACGGUACCAUUAACUAGGACCCAUAGAAAACCCGUGGCCAAAAACGUGUGUCAAGCAAAGAGUCCUCCAAGUGAAAACGAUUCCACCAGUAGCGUGGAAUCUCCCAAAAGUAAAUCCGAUAGAGAUAGAAGAGGAUAUAGGCGAAGGAAACAAUUACAAAAUCAACGUAGAGCUAGAUUAGAAAAAGAACAACAAAACGUCGACGAGUAUUAUUUCGUAGAACACGAAUCCGGUUUAACGGAAUACAACGAGUACCUGAGGAAUAAAAAUAUGGAAGAUAUCGCGUCUAGUUUCCAAUACGAAAGCGUUCUAACCGAAGACGAUCGUCUGAUGCAAUACGCCGAAACUAUAGAGGAAGGUUACUACCCAGACGAUUCGCAAUCGGGUUCGGAUAUAAUGCGAAUGGAACGCGACGAAGAAGGAUUUGAAAUUGUGGAAGCGUUCGACGUAACUAAUAUACCUCCGCCGUUGUUAGAAGACGAUUUCGAGAACGACGUUUCGCCGCAGAUUUGAUUUUAAUGUCGAUAUUUUGUAGGAUUUUUUGAUAGGGCACGGUUACGUCAUCGUAAUCUGUUUAAUAAUAUUAGUCAUAUAUUUUUUUCUUAUUGAAAUUUAUCAAUUGUUGAUUGAUAUCGGUUUUUUGAAUGUGUGCUAAGGCCGCUUGGCAUGAUGCAAGACGCCAUUUCUUGACCAAAAGCACUCGCUAAUGAGUUUCUACUCUCGGCUUCUUUAAGUGUAUAAAAACGUUGACAUCGUAAUUUAUUUUUGAUCUGUGUAUAAAAAGACAUAAUUGGUUGCCAAACAAUUAUUGUAUGGUAUCAAUUCCAUGUUUUGACUGUUCAAAAACGUUUUUGUUGUAACUGAUGUGUGUGAGCUGGCAUUGUCACAAUGGAAAACGAUUCGUCCUCUGCCAUUGGUUUUCCUGAUUUUUUCGAAAACUUCUGGCAAACAAAUGCUAGUGUACCAUUCAGAAUAUUGCUCUAAUGGAACCGUGGCGACAUGUCCGGUUAUUCCGAAAAACCAGGCGUCCAUUUGCUUCAGAGUGCUUUGUGCACGAACAACUUUUGUUGUAUUUAGCUCGAUUUGAAAUACCCACGCAGUCGAUUGUUAUUUAGUCUCGAAUUUAUACACAUAGAUCCACGAUUCGUCGUCUGUCACGAUUUUAUCACGAUCCAACGCGAACAGACGGCCAAAUGUUCAUGCAAUAUUGAAUGUAGGGCCGGUCAAUUUGCCUCAAUCUCAAGGUAUCCCAUAUGACGAUCUCUCAGUUUACGUACAGGUCGAUGUUUUCUAAGUCGAAGGGAGUUGAUGGCCACACUGCUGUUGGUUUAAUUCACUUCGAAAGUCAUUUUUUGACCAAGAUGAAUGUUUCAAGAAAACAGCUUUCGUAUGACAACAAGUUCACCAUUAAAUAUAUCAAAUUUUACGAUGUCAAAGGCAGAUUUAACAUACAGAAGUCGGCAUGAGUCAGACAACAAAUGUGCAUUAAAAAUGAAGUUAUUGAAAACAUCACAGAGUGUUAGUUCACUUGACUGUGCGAGCCAGCCGAUCCUCAUCUGUCUAUCCAUUAUCCAAAAUAAAUAUUCUCGCACACAAUUCGUCGUGGGAAAAAGCUCCAUCCUGCAUGAAAUGACGAAUGUUCGUCAGUAUUGGAUUGAUGUCCUUUUACAAAAUCUUCGAGUAUUUCUAGAUAACUUUGACCCGUCACGUCACCCUCAAAAAAGUACAGACCGACGAGACCUCCCACAUGGAUAACUACGUACAUACCCACACUCCGAGCAGGGUUAAUUCUUUAUCAAUGUAGACGUGAGGAAUCUGGUCGUUCCAGUACACGCAGUUAUGCCGAUUAAUCGUACCGUUCAGCUUGAAGUUGGUUUCAUCCGAUUACAAAACGUAAUGCUGGAACUGCGGAUCAUCCAGACUGCAUCCACUAAAUUCCAAUCGACCGAAAUGUUCCUCUUGAAGUGCGUGGAGGAGACGCAGACGGUAAAUUUUGUAAAAAACGAUCGGAUAUUUGAAUUUCUCCCGAUAGCCGCACUGUAAAUUGGUUUGACUCCUGAAUAAACGUCAGUGCCACUGUUUCCAUAUUUUCUUUAGUUGUUACAAAUACCGGUCGUUCAGAACGCAUUGCGUCGGCAACAGAGCCCGUUUUUAAGAUUUUAUGAUACGUUUUCCACACGUUUGAACGAUUUGGUAGCGGCGAGUUCGGAAAUUGUUGUUGAAAAACUUAUUCUUGAAGCGUAAACUUGUAUUGGUUAUUCUGAAAACGCGUCUUCUUGACCUGCAAUCAUGACAUAGACACAACUCUAAAGCACGAACAAGGUUCUUUUUAAUCUUUUUCGACAGCGUUGACAAACUUAUGAGCGUUACUAGAAUUAUACCGAUUUUUCGACUUAUGCCGACCUCCGUAUUGAAAUCAGUGUUGCCAUAUCCCGAAACUUACAUAGCACAUCCCCGUAUCGUAACAGGACCAUUAGCAGAUAUCUGUAAACAGUAGUUUCCAGCCACCAGAGAGAUUGGGAUCAGUAUCUAUCCCUAUAUGAAAUGGCUUAUCGCUCCGCGAUUAUGAGUCCACCAGUGAAACACCUGCGAAAAAACUCGAUUUCUUCUUCGAGUUAAAAUAAUGCCAAAGUUGCAUCUUUAAUUACAUGUUCACAUUUGGUAUUUUCAGGUAUUAUUUAUAAAUAAAAUGUAUUAUUGAACAGAAUACGUAAUAGGUGCAAUGCGUGUGACAAAGUUUAUAACCAUAAAAUAUAAUCUAGUUAACCUCUAGUUCGAGUCGAUGUUUUCGUAAAUGGUGGAACGAUUUUGGAUUCCUUUACUAGAAUUUUAGUGUUUUUUUAAAUCAAUAAAUACAACACGAAAGUAUUAAUCUACUAUUUCUGGCUAUUAGGAAAAAAAAUGUAAUGGUAAAAUUUUUUCCUACAUCAUAUUUCCGUUAUUUUAUUUAACAGAUGAUUUGAUCCAAAAUAAUAUCAUUCCUGUACCAAUAUUUUGAUUUGAUAGAGUGAGUUUUAUGUAUGGAACGCCUAAAUUAUCUCGGAAUACGCUCGAAAUACGCUUGAAUAAACUCGUUUAAUUUGAAUAUUCUUUAAUAAUUUAUAUCCUAACCGAAAUCCCAUAACAAUAUCUACUGUCAGUAAAUUAGUAAAAAGUUUAACGAAACUGGUGCAGUAAAAUAUUUAUCCACAUUAGAGCGCAGAAAAACUGCAUCAACUGAAAACAAAUCUUCAAAUGUUUGUGUCAUGUUAGAAGUGGAUCCGCAUUUGUGAAAUAGAAAAUUUACGAAUUUUAGAAAACAUAAAGCAAAGGCGAUUACAGCAGAUGCUCAAAAUGUUGUUCAUCAACAUUCAUACAACAAGCCAUGCGAUUUUUAAAACUUUGCAAUACAUUUUGCAACAUCCCUAACUGCUCAAAUCUUCUUAUCUCUGUGGUAAUCCUAUCUUGUAAUUCCUUAAUAUUGACAGGUUUUGUUUUAUAAACGAUGUUUUUUAAAUGACUCCACAGGAAAUAGUCUAAAGAAUUCAUGUCGGGUGAUCGCGGAGGCCAUUCGAUAAAACCACGUCUUCCAAUCUAUCUUCUGUGAAACAUAUUAUUUAGGUAUUGCCUCACCACACAUGCAUAGUGAGGUGAAACACCAUCUUGUUGUAGCCAAAUAUUGUCGUUUGGGAUAUUGUUAUUGUCUGAAAAUUUCUAAUAUUAAAGUUUUUUUUAAAUGUAAUUGAAGAAACUUAGUUGGAUUUGGAAAUAUCCGAGCCAACUCAUGUAUAAUACUAUUUUCCAAUAAAUCUAAAUACGCCGGACCAUUUUAGUAAACCUCAAUGAAAAAGGGACCAAUUACUUUGUCGCCUAUUAUUCCAGCCCAUACAUUCAGUUUUUCGGGAUAUUGGGUGUGGAAUUCACGCAUCCCACGAGGAUUGUUACAUGACCAGUAUCUAGAAUUAUGCCGUUCACGUUUCCAUCAAUACAAAAAGUGGCCUCAUCGCAAAUAAUAACAUUACUUUUGGAUCGUUUUUUCCAUCAUCAGGUCUGCAAACUCUUCACGUUUAUCAAAAUAGUCAUCUGUCAACUCUUGCACCAACGUAACUUUGUAUGGAUGGAAUUUUUCAUUACGGAUGUUUGCGAAAUAUCAAGUUCUCUGGAUAUUUGUCUAGUACUCUAGUGUGGAUAGUCUUCUAAUAGGACACAAACAUCUAAAGAUUUGUUUUCAGUUGAUGCAGUUUUUCUGCACUCUGAUUCGGAUAAAUCUUUUAUUAAACCAAUUUCGUUAAACUUCUUCACUAAUUAACUGACAGUAAAUCUUGUUAUGGGAUUUCGGUUAGGAUAUAAAUUAUUGAAAAUAUUACACGUGUCUUGUGAAAAUUGAUAAUUAUUAAGGAUUUCGAAAAGCGAAAAAUCUACAGGGUGAUCUAUUUGAAAUAACAAAAUAAUGUAAAUACCACCAUAAUACCUUCGUAUCAGAAGACUUUUGCGCAGAAAAAUUUAUAAAAAUCGUGUUUUCGAGAUAAUUGAGGCGUUCCAUAUAUAAAACUCACUGUUUAUGUAUUUUACCAUUCAACUCUUACCCCAUGACUGAAAAACACUACUUAAGAUGUGAAACAAAAAGAAAACAUCGCUAGACAAAUUUUGUGAUCAAUAUAUUAGCUCAAGAUAUUCAUAAGAAAUUUAUUUGAUUCAUCAGUACAAUCAGUUUAAAAUUGACAAAAGACGAAAUAAUUAAAACACUAGGGGAAUAUACUGUAUUGGAAAAAAAUCAACUGCAACUUGAAGUAACUGAAUUUUAGUAAAGUUGCAUCAUCGCAUAAUUUUUCUUCAUUGUUGUUCACAGUUUUAUUUUGAUGCAUUCAAUACAAAUAAAGUCACACGAGACUCCUAGCUUUUCGAAUAUUAUAAUGGAAAUUAUUAUUUCGAACUCUUGAAUAGUUUAUUAUUCCCUUUUAGAAACAAUUACAUCUUCUUUCAAUGCAUAUCCACUAAUGGACGUUAGCGAUAACAUUUUCCAUCGCUUCCCUAUUUCUUGUGGUGUGUAUUAAGGAUUGUAGUCCUGUCCACUGCCUGAUGUUUCGCAGCCAAGACAUUUUCUUCCUUCCGAUCCCUCUCUUUCCUUCAAUUUUACCUUCGAUCAGCAGGUGCAAAAAUUUAUAUUUGUUGUUUCGCAUGAUGUGCCCUAGGUACGUUGUUUUUCAAUCUAGCCGUGUUCCGGUCGGGAUGUUCACGUGCUGAUCACGCACUGAUCAUUGUUUUAGUUUACCUCUCCGGAAGUUUUUGAAGAAUUACUUUGACACUUCCCGUCAGUCUCAGAAUACAGUACACAUAAUCUUACCCGUGGUCUUGGUCGUAUUCGCUCCUUCCUCCAAGUUUCGUCUGUACUGAAGAUUCGCUUUAAAAAACAUCGUCCCCCUCCGCCUUGUAUUACGUCAUGUAUGUAUGAGGUUUUGCUCAAAAUUAUCAAUACUAAUGCCGAGUUCAGCAGAGAUUUUUAGAACAUUCAACCUAACCUAAUCAAAAUGAGUUGUUCUACGCGACGAUGAUUUUGAUGAUAUUGAUUUCGUAAACGCCGAAAAGAAUUUCCUUGUUUUUAAUGCCUUUUCACACAAAAAAAAAACCAAUGACAAUACGUUGCGCAACGACGGUCGGCAUUUGAAGAUAAAAACAGGGACUUAUCUAUGGAAAAUCAGGAUGGUUGCAGUUCUCAACUGAGUUCCAAGUUGUUGUGGAUGGUUUUGAUGUUGUGGUUCUCCGCUUCGUUCUUUGGUUACAGUUAACUUCAAUCUGACAAUUGUAGAACAACGGAAAAAAAUAAAAUAAGAAAGGAAAAGGGAACACAUUACUAAAGAAGAAACUAGAUCUGGUUAAAAAGAUAUUAGAAUGACUUACCAGCAAGUAUAAGAAACUGAUUAUAAUCUUUAGUAGGGCUUGAGGACCGUAGAUAGAGGACGUUUUAAAAUCGACGCUGAGAUUUAUUGAAUUCUUCGAAUGGAUUUGAACGUCAACAACGAAUUAAUUUCUUUAAAAACUUUAUAAUUGAAUCGGAAGUAACUAAUUAGUCACAAUACGUUAACAAAAGGAUAUUAAAAAUAUUUGAGGAACAAUGUAGCUGAAUGGCAUGUUACAAUGGUAGGAAUAGAUUGAAAAAAUGGGGUUAUACUGGAAAUUGACCGUGAGACAGAUUAAAUCGUAUGGGGUAGUAACUUUUUCCAGCCACAGUGUAUAUAAUUUAUUUUGUCACUUAAACUGAUUCAUACUGAAUUUUACGAAUCUUUCAAAAUAUUUUGCACUUAUUUUUAAAUCGACACUGUAUAAGCACGAUAGAACCAAAUGUUAAACUUCCUUAAUUGUUAUAUAUACAUAUCGAAAUGUCCCAACCAAAAUUCAUAGAAAAAAUAUCAUGUUCCUUUAUUUUAUUUUCACUUAGAUCCGUAAAGCUUUUGAAAAUAUGAGGGAAUUUGAAAGAAAGAAAAUCGCAGAUAUUAGAAUUCUGCCGGUAAGAUUAUUGACUCAAAAAAAAAUAAUUUAUUCAGAUAUAUGUAAUUGUUUGAGACAUUCGAUAUUUUUUGUUAUUAAUCAAAAUUUAAAAGGAAAAACGUGCUAAACGAUUGGUGCCAAAAAUGUGUGAAGUUUUGCGAUUGGUCUGUAACCGUUUUUAACGAUUUUACAUUAAAAAUAAAUAUUCCUGUCUUCUCUAAUAUAACUUUAACAAUAUUUGAAAAAUUUGCUGUUACUUCUCAACAUAUAUUGGCACAUACUCUUAAAAAUAAAAAAAAUGUGAAUAGGUUUUCGCAUUCUAAUAUUUGCCACCUAACAAUUCCAUUAAAAAAAUAUUUUUUCGCCUAAAAACUCCGAUUAUUAUUUUUUUGUGCCCAAAGCUCAUGAGUAAAUUGUUCUUUAAUACAGAUUCUCAAAGAUCUCUUUGUUUGUCUUAUAUGGUUUGUUACCAUAUGCGUCAUAUUUUUCAAAAAUAAUAAGUAAAUCUCAGUUUUGUUCAGAAAUGUUGGUAAUAGAUAAUAACAAAGUUGAUAUUAAUAUUGAAGUGAAUUUGAAAAAUGGAAAAUAAAAGUACAAGUGAACUAAAAGGGUGGUUCAAAUAUACACCCCACAAAAUUUAUCGCAUCUCUCAUCAUUUUUUAAAUAUUUUCAAUGUGUUGCCCGUUUUUCGAAUUUUAUUAUUAUUACGAAAUAAAACACCAAUAGAUACGCCGUUUGCAACAUUUAUUUUAUAUCAGUUUAAUCUACAGAGGACAAAAAAUUUGAUUUACCAAAACAUAGAAAAUAUCAAAAAAAUUGUACAAAACAUCUAUACAAAAAAAUGGACGGUGCUUAACUAAAACCAGCCAAUGAAUUUCUAAUAGGGUGUGUUGCCUCUCCUCGCUCUAAUUACAGCUUCCAUUCGUCUUGGAAGGCUUCUAAACAGGCUCUGGACGUAUCCUUGCGGUAUGUUUUCCCAGAAGUUGAACAUUUUGGUGCCGGAUGUUGCUGAAUUUGCCAUCCUAGAUGGUCCCAGACAGGCUCUAUUGGGUUAAGGUCCGGGCUACGUGCAGGCCAAUUCAGGGUGGGUAUCUCGACCUCUUUUAAGUACUGCCGAACCAGCGUGUGGACGAGCAUUAUCGUGCAUUAGCACAGAGUUGUCUCCGAUAUGAGGCAUAUAGGCCACUACAUAGAUUUCUAGGAUAUUGGUUAUGUACCUGUCAGCAUUUAGUCUUUCAUCAAUCACUGGUACUAACUCCGUGCGACCCUCGAAAGAAAUUCCUUCCCAAACCAUGAUAGAGCCACCACCAAAUCUUUCGGUUUGACAAAAAUUAACCUGAUCGUCCGUUCACCAUGUCGCCUAUAAACUGGUACACGCCUAUCUGAUGAAUACAGACAAAAUCUUGAUUCAUUUGUGAAUAAAAUACUGGACCAAUCUUGGAUAUUCCAAUUUGCGUGUUCUCGAGCAAAUUCCAAACUUGCUACUCGAUGUUCUCUGGUAAGACGUGGACCUCUAGCUGACACUCUGGCUCGUAUACCUACUUCUUUCAGCUUAUUUCGAACUGUUUGUAGGUUUAUUCGGACAUUACGAGCAGUUAACCUCAAAUAACGAUCAUUUACUAUCGAAGAUACCCUUCCGCGGCCUUGUCUGGGUCUUCUGGUUAGCUGCCCUGUUUCUUGGUAGCGAAUAACAACUUUGGAUAUGGUGCUUUGUUGAACUCCAAUUACUCCGGCGACGUAUCUUUGACUGUGGCCAUCUUGUAUGAGCGCGAUGACACUAGCGGCUUCUUCAUUCGUCACAUGUCUUGUUAAACGGUGAAGCACAUCCAUUAUUAACAAAAUAAAUUCAAAUUUUCACGAUACAAUAACAUAAUUUGCUUAGAAAGUUCUAUAACUCAUUGCAUUCUCCAAGACAGAAAUGAUUUACUCGAGCAUUUCUGCUUCCAAAAAAUUUUGAAAGAAAUUGUGAUAUUUUUGCCCAUGAUAAGAAACCAGAAAUAUCUAUUAAGUUGAUACAUAUACAGAUUGUCCCAAAAAAACUAAAAUUGAGUAUUAAAAAUACCAGUAAUGCGAUAAUUUUUGUGUAUAUAAUGAAAUUUUUUUUAACUACAGAGCUGAACUCUUUCUGAAAUCUGAUAGUGUUUCUGGAUCUUUUCCGUUACACUCCACGCGUUUUUUCCCACCUCUCUUGAAGCUUUCGGAUGUCUUUUUCGUAAAAAACUUUCGGCCUGAUACGUAACCAUUCGAGCACGAAGGAUUUUACCUCGCUUUCGAAUCGCAGUAAGCCAAGAGCCUCUUUCAAUGGACAAAAUAGAUAAAAGUCGCAAGGUAACAUAUCGGGACUAUAAGAAUGUUGUUUCCUAACCUAAUGCUUCCAUCGCAAGUCAAGCUGUAUGCGGUCUGGCGUUGUCUUGCACAAAUAUCGCACUAUGGAUUGGAAUAUCACGUCGUUUUGAUCUGUAGACAGGUUUCACCGUGUUUUUUAGGACGUUACUUUAAAACUCUUCUCAUGUCCCAAAAUACGGUACACAACACCUUUCCCGCUGACAGUGUUCAACUUUAACUGGCACGCCUUCGUCUUCUCCAAUCAAUAGACGCGCGUUUACUCUCCCGAAGGUAAUGGUGAACCCAAGUCUGGUCUGUAGUGGCUAUUCGGUGCAAUAAAUUUCCAUCUUCCUCUUCAUACCGCUGCGGGAGAUGCGAGCAAACUUCCCAACGUGUGAAUAUCUGCUCAAAAUUCAGAAGUCUUGGCACCUAUCUAGCUGAAAGUUUGCGGUAACCGAGCCGUUCAUGAAUUAUUUGUUCAAUACUACCUGUGCUGAUGCCCAAUUCUUCAGCCAUUUCACGUACUUCCAAAAGGAGCUUUUCUACAGCGUCGACGUUUUCAUCGGUAACAGUGGAUCUGGAGCUCCGCAUGCUCCUUCACAUAUUUUCACUGCAAGUUUUUAUAUCCAACAUAUAUUUUCUGAAUUUGCUGAGCAGAUAUUUAUUAUCUUACUCCUUCUGUGGUUAGGAAAGCCUCAAAAAUUAGGCUUUUACUAAUAACAUGGUUCACAUCUUUUAUAUAAGUUCAUGAUCGCAUUUCGUACGUCGAAAUCUAUUUUUGUUUUUCUAAACUUUCUCAUAUUUUUACCCUCGGAGUAAAGAGAAAAUUGCUAUUACAAUAACAAGAUUACAACUAAUAAAUUUCCAACUUUAUCAUAUUUUUCAUAAUAGUUUUCAAAAUUUCAUCUUUUUUGAGUCAUUUUGAGAAAUAUCAUUAACAAAAACAUAGAUUCGAAAGUUAGUUAGUUGGUAACCUCAAAUAAUUUAAAUCGCGCGCCAUUAGUAAAAUUCAAAUUUGACAGUAACUUAUGUAAAAUGCCAACUUAGUAGUUCAAGCUCAUACGCCAGAGUUUCCAACUUAAGAGUUUCGGGGGAAAACUUUUUUUAUUAUUUCAAAUAUUUAUUUUUUACUUCAAAUUAAGCAAAAUAAAUGUGUAAUAGUAUGGGAAAUUGUUCAAGUCAAUAUGUAGGAUAUUAAAAAACCAUAAUCUGAAGAAAAAGAUUUGUUACUUUGAAUUUUUGAUAAUUUAAGAAUAAAGAAUUUGAAAAAAUGAUAUUGUGAAGUGAAAUUAUUGAUUGCUUAAAAUUAAUUGUUUAAUGAUAUUUAGUUAUUUUUAAUGUAUUAUUCAUUUAAAAAUAUUUAAUUAUUUAUUUUAUGAAUAAUAAAACUUUUUUAGGGAGAAUCCCUAGUAAUUGUAGGGCUGUUAGGAGUAUUUGGUUAGAGCUUUAGGCAGAUAAAUUUUUCAGAUCCACAGUCGACGUCGAUUUGGUUAGAACCAUAUAUGUAAUACUCCUGUCUGGACAGUUGGUAUGGGAAAAAACGUCCCUACGUUACGGUGCCGACAAUAUUCAUUUUCUCUCUCGUUCGAGACACUUUAUCUAUAUAGCGCAUGCUUGAGAAUGCGCAGAACCGAGCUGGAUUCUCGGAGGAUCGAGAAACCGUUCUCAUUCUUCCUUAGACGGAAGAGCUUUCACUUAUAGAAAUUGUUCAUAUUGAAGUAUUACUUAUAUGUUUAGAACAAAUAACAUCUAAAUAUAGAUGAUCUGUGGUCCCUGCGCUUCGAAAAAUCCAGUACAGCCAAUUUUAAGACACUAAAUUUUGCGCGCGUGUAUUCAAAUAUUUCGUUUUAUAUUUGAACCACCCCCGUAAAUCAUUUUAUAGUUGAUAUUAAUAUUGGAUAAGAUGGAAACCUACCUCAUCUUCAAUAAAAUAUAUUAACACAAAACAUGAACUGAAUUUCAAGAAUUGAACUAUUAGUCAACAUUUUUUAGCCAAAGUAUAGUAGUAUGAAAGUCAAAAAAAUUCUAUAGUUUAUUAUUUUGAAUACAAUUAUAACCUAAAAAGAUCAAUUUUAUUAAUUUUUAAACAAAAAAGGAAGUAACAGUGCAAUUUUCCAAAAGAAUCGCUUUAAAUAUAAUGAAGUAAGCCCGAAGACUGAUGUAAUGUAAAUAGUUUUGAAAAUCAAAAAAAAAACAAAAAUGGAAUAAAAAUAAUAUUAUUGUUCAAUUUAUCUUGGAUGUCGGAGUUCAAGAUUGAUAUUGAAUUUUUUGUAUGUUAUACACCCCUUGUUACGUAUUUUUAUGUUUGUUUUUUAAUUGACCAUAAAAAGAGUAAACAGUAUACAGUUUAAUCUACGAAUUGAUGGUAUUUAGACAAAACAAUAUAAUUUCAAAUAUUUCUAGACAGAUUUUGUUAUAAAAAUAUAUUUUUUUAAAUAGCAGUACGUACCUCUGAUACAGCUUAUUAAACAUUCUAUUUCCACAUGUAUUCUUCCACAUAAAUUAACAUUAAUUUUCAAAAAUUCCAUAUUAUCCACUACCUUCUAAUCAUAUACAAGGUGUCUGAAAAUAAAUUACAUUUGAAGAAAAGUAAAGAAUGUAUUGAAAAAAAUGUUUGUCGCAGAUAAUAAUACAUCGCUUGGGAAUUGAUUUCCUAACACAAAUAUUAUCAAGAUACGGCACAACAGAAAAAUAAAAUAGUUAAAUGUGGUUGUUACUACUGUUCAUACCUGUAUAACAGUUUUCAUUGGCUAGACGCUGGAACGCGAGCGUCGAACAUAAAAAUUAGACAUGUCUCAACGCGAGCCUUAGUGUUUAUAAAUGGUCCCUAAAUCAAGCACUAAAAUCGUCUAUAACGGCUCGGAAGAUAUUCUCCGUGAUGGCUGCCAUUUCGUGGCGUAUAUUUUCUUUUAAGUGUCGAUUUGUUAGCGCAAACUUUAGAUUCAACAUAACCCCAAAGGAAAAAGUCCAUAAGUGGUAAAUCGGUACUACAUGGAAGCCAACUUAUAUCACUUCUCCUGGAGAUCCAUUCGAUAGGAAAAAUUUCAUUAACUCGUGGACGUGUGUGAUGUUACUACGUCCUGCUGGAACCAUGUUCUUUGGUUAUAACCAUUAACAUUUUCUAGUUCAGGAACGAAUUUAACGCUUUAACUUUACUGUAGCUCUACGCCCCCUUUCAUACUGAACACACUGUUGGCACUACCACUACACCAACAAAAUUACACUGACGCGCGUUUCGAUAACUAAGUUAUCGUCUUCAGAGACUGAAGAUAAACUGUUCACGUCAGACAGUGUCAUUGUGAAUGGUAGUGUUAACUGUAUGUUCAGUAUGAAGAUCACUAACAGUUCCAGAAAUUCGAACUUAGCCCCUUUUUACCCUCAAAAAAGUAAGGGCCUAUAAUCCCUCGUGCCGACAUCGCAAGCAAUACGGUCACUUGAAGCGAAUGUAGUGGUUUCUAAUGUUUGUGUUUUGAAUUGGUUGCACUCUAGUAGCGGUAACUUUGCUUGUUGACCUGUCCAUUAAGAUGAAAAUGAGUUUUACCAGAAAACAAGAUGUUAGCUUACGAAGCUGCGCAGCCUAAGGCUCCAAUUCUUGCAACAACUGAAUUUUAUGUAAAAUCUUUGUUUACAAUGCGAAAAAAAGAUCAUCUAUGCACAUUUAAAGCAACAACACGCUGCCGAAUAGACAAAUCAUGCUCGAAACGAACAAUUUCCACGUUUUCGACCGUUAUAGACGGAUUUUGGUUUAUCUAUUGUUGAUCCGGUUUCUUACAAUCUUCUCGACUCAUUUUCCAAUCAGUCGAGCGCCUGGCAUCAUUUAAGUAACGAACAUUGCAGAAUUUACUACGCGCACAGUCACUGAAUUACACACGCACUAUCCGCUCUCGAAAAACGUUCCAUAGCGACUAAAUUCCCUUGCUUACCGAUUGACAUAUCUAUCGCGCCCCUCCAAAUAGCUGAUUUCACGCAAUAAGCGAUACAAAGGUGAAUUUUGUUUUGAGACAACUUGUAUUAAAUGUACUUUUUUAAAAUUUUGUCUCUAUAGUUUCUUUGGACUCUAUAUAUCUCUAAUUGUCUACCGUUCGAUGUCUGUUUUUAUUAAAAUAAUAUGGUCAAUUGAAAGUCUGAACGGUCUAACGUUGAUUGUCAAACAAUUUUGAAACACCUUGUAGUACAAAAUAAGUUUUUAUGUAUAUAUUUUUUUAACGUUUAAAAUUAUUUGAGUUCUUCCAUUAAAUGUGAUUGUUUGAAUUGAUAAAGUAGGCCUAAACCGUGAGAUUUUUGAAAAUUCAAUUUUACUUUGAAUACGCAAUUCCAAUCACUAUUCGGAAAAUUUUAGUAAUUUUUCUUAAAAAGAAAUUUGUAUGAAAAAGUUGAAUUUUCAAAAUUUAGUUGAAUGAAUUGAAUGAUAAUAAUCUUAAUUAUGUCAAAAAUAAAAUGUGUAGUCAAUAACUUUAUUUUUUUCCAAUUUUUACAUUUUAUUUUCUUUUCAUUAUGAUAUUUAUGAAGAAAAUAUUGUUGAUAUAAUAUUCGCAGUAUUAGAUCUAGUCUAAAGUAUAUAUUUAAAUAACUUUGGAAAAAUAUUGUCGAGUUUCAAAGUUGACUUCUUCAUUUUGAUUUGCUUUUCUGAUUAUUCUUUCUUCGAUCAUAUCUAAAUCAAUUUUUUUGUUUGCUCCAUUUUGAUUGAAAAUAUGUGUUGUUCCUAUAAAAAGGGCGCAAAUUGCCAUGAAUAACGUCUCUAUAGUGGAAACCAUAAAAAAUGAUAGAGUGGAAACAAAGUUCCAUAUUUUAGAGCACUUUUAAGUGAUUUUACAUACACCAGAAGCUGUACAAUAGAAAAGAAAAUUCCUAAUUUUUUCCAAAAAGUUUCAAAAUAUUCUUUCUUUCAAAUUUAGAUUAUCUGAAUAAAAAACUAUCACAAAAAAUUGAUUUUUGAUAGAAAUAUCAUUCAAGAACAAAAUUUUGUCAAAUAUUUUCAGUAAAAUUCUUCUUCUUAGCGCAUUUAGGCGUUGGGUUGUCCCAUGUCCUCUUCAACCCAUUUUUUCCAUUUUCUUCGAAAAUCUUCCUUUUGUCUUAUUUUCUCAAUAUUCUCUUCGAUUUUGCUUUGUGCUUCGUUUAUCUUCCUCAAUUGUUUUUCUGAAUAUUCUUUCUUCGAUCAUUCUUAUUUAUUGUUCAUCCUAAUUUAAGUUUUUUUACUAUAUUAGUAUCAUACUAUCUAAAUCAAUUUUUCUUGUUUGCCUCAUUUUGAUUUAAAAUAUAUGUUUUUUUCUAUAAAAAGGGUACAAAUUGCCAUUAAUAAUGUCACUAUUUUGGAAAACAUAAGAAAUAAUAGAGCGAAAACAAAGUUUUAUAUUUUAAGCACUUUUAAGUGGUUCUAUAUAUACUAGAAGCUGUACAAUGGAAAAGGAAAUUACUAAUUUUUUCCAAAAAGCUUCAAAAUAUUCUUCCUUUCAAAUCUAGAUAAUCUGUUUAAAAAAACUAUCACAAAUAAUUGAUUCUGAUACAAAUAACAUUAAAGAACAAAAUUUUGUCAAAUAUUUUCAGUAAAAUUCUUAUCUCUCUGUAAUGAAACACAUGAGAAAUAAUUUAAUGGAUAAAAAACGGUGACAGAACAAAAUUUUGUCAAAUAUUUCUCAAAUUUUCAAAAAUCUUCAUUUCAUUUUGUCUCAUUAUAUUUAUUACUUUUCCUCUUUGCUUUGAGCUUUGUUUACCUGCCUCAAUUGUUUUUCUGGUCAUUCUUUCUUCACGAUCUCUUAUUAUUUGUUCAUAGUAAUAUAUUAUUAUCACAAUAUCUAUAACAAUUACUUUAUUUUUUAUUUUAUUAUUGAUGUUUGCCCCUCAUUUUUGUCUCCUUAUCUCCCAUCAAUAUCUUAUUCAUACUACUUUGAGAAGAAACCACCAUAAUACCAAUCGCAUAUAAAUUUAAAUGAAGCAGUCGACUUUUUAUUAUAAUUAUUUUCAUUUUGGAUAUAAUUAUCGGUAGUUUUCUAUAUUUGUGCUGUGUACAAUCAUUUUGAUUGAAAUUAAGAAAAGAAAAAAAAACGUUUUUAUUAAUUACAUCUAUAGUAACAUUCCAUUGUAUCUCGAUCAGGUUUUUUGAAAAUAAAAUCGUACGAUUUGUCAAAAAAAAAA
Diorhabda carinulata is the source of this 24686-nucleotide messenger RNA. It is a transcript of the gene Cdep, whose product is annotated as FERM, ARHGEF and pleckstrin domain-containing protein 1. Gene Ontology annotation, molecular function: cytoskeletal protein binding; guanyl-nucleotide exchange factor activity. The transcript has 10 exons. NCBI's taxonomy places the organism in Eukaryota, Metazoa, Arthropoda, Insecta, Coleoptera, Chrysomelidae. The coding region runs from base 192 to 10277 and encodes 3361 amino acids. The record is from RefSeq and is a predicted model, not a curated record. Gene Ontology annotation, cellular component: cytoskeleton.